This is a messenger RNA of Caenorhabditis auriculariae, 2369 nucleotides long. Lineage: Eukaryota; Metazoa; Nematoda; Chromadorea; Rhabditida; Rhabditidae. The record is from the annotation of a GenBank genome assembly.
AUGAAAGAGCGGGUUGAACUGAACGACAACGGCCUUUCUAUCGAAUCGAGUUGUCAUGUUUUCUACCGCAUAAGAGUAAUUGGAUUUCUUUGAACUUUGAUAAAUUCCAACUUUAGUGGCAAAAAAGGUACAUCGUGUGCCGCAAGCAGAAAGAUCUCGGCAACCCUUUAUUUAUCAUAUACAAGAGCCGAGCCGACCGUUUGAAGGACAAAAUCAAGCAAUCUAUCAUUCUCAGCGAUUUUGUUGGGACUGAGCGAAGUAAGGGAGUUUUUUUAAAUGAGCUUGGUGCGCAAUUUUUGAUAGUUACUUUUGUGUUUUCUUCUUUCAUUCAAAAAAAGGAUAUUCUCAUUCAAUCUUUGUCGUCACAAGCAUCAUCUAAACGUGGAAAAAAGUUAGCUAUCUUCAAGUUUUGUAAGUCGGAAUUUCGAAACCUCGUUAGCAAUCCAAGGCUUCACUUAUUGUUAUCUAAAAAAUAAAGGCUCUUUUUCAUAUUCUAAAAAAAUGUUUUUUUAUUUUUCCAGGUUUCUCUUUGAAAAAAAUAAGUUCAAUACGUUGGCUCUUGUCACAAAAGAGCACAUCAUCGAUAUUGCUUUCGAAACGGCGGAAAACCUUGUACAAUGGGAAACUUGGUUCAAAACAAUAUGUGGACAGUGUGAGUUUCAAGAUUUUUCAUCAGUUGAGUUUGCAUUUCAAAAUCUCAAUACCUUUCGAAUCCGUAAAUAAUUUGGUUUGGGAAAACAAAAAAAAAACUUUCUUGAGGUUUUUACUGAAUUUCCUGGUCUGUCUGUGAUCCAAGUUUUGGUUUGGAUCAGUGAAGCUGCUAAAUACUUGAAAAAUUUUUGGUUUCUUGAACUUUCUAUGUAACAAUUUUUUCUUAUCUAUUUUUCAAUAAUUUUUUUAUCAUUUUAUUAUAUUUAUAAUAAGCUCGCUCGACAUCAAAUUUUUGCUUUUUAUUUUUAUAGGAUCGGUAAAUUGUUUAUAAAAAAAUUUGAAGUUCUAAUAUUUCGUAUCAUAGGAAAUAAUGUAUUUCGAUCUUGCUGUACCCUUUCGAUCCGUAACUGUGGUUUUUUUGUAGCUAUUCUCAAUUUUUUUCACUGUCCUUUUACAGCUACGGGGAAGAAAAAAAUCGUGCAGACAAAAUAAGUAGUUUUUUUAGCCGAGAUUAAUAUGUUGCACCUACUCAUAAACUCAUAAAAUAAUACCUACUCAUAAACUCAUAAAAUAAGCUUUGAACAGCUGGGAAUGAGUCUCACUACGCAAAGCUCGUGAGAUCGGCUCACGCGAUCUGAUAGAUCACGUAUACGCCGAAUUUAAAGUUCAGACCAUAAGGGCAAACAGCUAUAAGCUAUGUGAUCGUUUCGUAGUAUUUGGAAUAUAAUGCUUCAGGUGCUACGAACUACAUGGUGCUGCUGAAAUUCCCGAGACAGGAAGGCUGCUUGCACAUGUUGGGUCGGGAGGUUCGCUGUCUCCUUCAUGUGAGAAUCACAAGAGCUCAAGAUCUGGUGCUACUUAAGAAACAGUUACAGGAUUCGCGGUUGGCGCUUGUGUACGGACUCCCUCAGAAGAUCCUGCUCUACGGCGACGUUGGCGCGAUCAUCGUCAAGAUCAACAUGGAGAACCACACGGUGACUGUUAGAUCGCAUGCGGCGCCCGACGAAGAAUUUGUCCUCUCCUGUGCCACCAUCGAUUUGUUCAAUGUGAUGUUAGAAAAGGCAAAACAAGAGGUUGGGAAUAUUGGUCGUCACGAGUUGAAUGCUGUUUUUUGCAGAGAUGGGACCUUCAUCAGUACUUGUGUAAUCAAACCGAAGGAACUUGGAUCAGUAAUGUAAAUUUUUAACUGUAAACGAUACUAGUUUUUCAUGCAAAUAUUUUUAAUUUGCUCUCAAUACCUCAGAUUCAUCUCAAAUCAACUUAUGACCAAAAUACAAUAAAACAAGUACAAGUCAGGAACAAAAAUUCAAAUCAAAAAAAAAUUAGGCGCCUUCUGUUUCUUUUUUGUUAGCUAGAAAAAUUCAAACAUUCAACCAAUAUCGAAUAUUCCAAUGGGGUUCGAUAUUUACCAUCCGAUUUAAAUUAUUCAAAUAAUUUUUGCGCUUUCUCAACUUCAAAAAAUAGCUCUCAAAGUGUUCUUAUCAAGAAGCACAGAGUGAAAAAAAGUCAACAAAAUUCUUUCUGCAGUGAAAAAAGAACGAAACCCGUUUCUGAAUGAACGAUUUAUCUCCAACCGUUACCGAGACUGUUUUCAGACUCCGAUGAAUGUGAAGAAAAAUGACUCUUUGUCACGUUUAUCCGACUCCCAGAGUAAUUUUUCAAACUUUGGCACCCCUCAAGCGACUACACUUUAUAUGGACAACGUAUCUUCAAGGUGA